Messenger RNA from Paralichthys olivaceus (Japanese flounder), 5492 nucleotides. The record is from RefSeq and is a predicted model, not a curated record. Lineage: Eukaryota; Metazoa; Chordata; Actinopteri; Pleuronectiformes; Paralichthyidae.
AUGGGAGACGAGCCUUACCCAGAAUAUCGAGCUCAGGAGCUAUUUGAUGAGUUUGUGUCGGCAACGACAUGCAGGGCAGCGCUGCGAACCUUCGGCCAGCUGUGUGAACAUCUGCAGAUGGACAUCAGCACCGCUGAGAGGCCGCUGUACCGACCAAUCAAAUGCCGGCUCAAUUACUGGAGGGCCAACGCUCUGUGGGCCAAGCUGGACCGAAGGGCCGCACAGCAGGAGUAUCUGAGGGCCCGGGUCUGCAGCAAUAAAACGUGUGUGAUUAUUGGGGCUGGGCCAUGCGGUCUGAGGACAGCAGUGGAGCUGAGCUUCAUGGGAGCUCGGGUGGUGCUGCUUGAGAAGAGAGACUCAUUCUCCAGGAACAAUGUUCUCCACCUUUGGCCCUUCACCAUCCAUGACCUGCGGGGCCUUGGUGCCAAAAAGUUCUACGGAAAGUUCUGCGCCAGCUCAAUCGACCACAUCAGUAUCCGUCAGCUGCAAUUGGUCCUGCUUAAGGUCGCCUUACUGCUGGGAGUUGAAGUUCACGUCAAUGUGGAAUUUAAGAACCUGGUGGAGCCGGUGGACGACCAGAGACGCAAGAUCGGCUGGAGGAUGGAGGUGAAUCCAAAGUGUCAUCCUGUCAAUCAUCUGGAGUUUGAUGUCAUCGUUGGAGCAGAUGGACGCAGGAAUACGCUGCCAGGCUUCAGACGUAAAGAGUUCAGAGGGAAACUCGCCAUCGCCAUCACUGCCAACUUUAAAAACAGAAACACCCGUGCUGAGGCCAAAGUGGAGGAGAUCAGCGGAGUCGCCUUCAUCUUCAACCAGAGGUUCUUCCAGGAGCUUCGACAGGAAACGGGGAUUGAUCUGGAGAACAUUGUCUACUACAAAGACGAUACCCAUUACUUUGUGAUGACAGCAAAGAAACAGAGUCUGUUGGAGAAAGGAGUCAUUCUACAGGACUUUGCUGACACUAAGCAGCUGCUCUCACGGGGGAACGUGGACCAUCAUGCAUUGCAGGUGUACGCUUGUGAGGCUGCCAACUUCUCCACCAAUCACCAGCUGCCGUCUCUUGACUUCGCCAUGAACCACUAUGGUCAGCCGGACGUCGCCAUGUUUGACUUCACCUGCAUGUAUGCAUCUGAGAACGCCGGCAUGAUCCGACAACGCCAGGGACACCAACUGCUUGUCACAUUGGUGGGAGACAGCCUGCUGGAGCCCUUCUGGCCAAUGGGAACAGGUGUAGCUCGUGGUUUCCUCGCUGCUCUGGAUUCAGCCUGGAUGAUCAGGAGUUGGUCUCAGGGUGGAGCUCCGCUGGACGUCCUGGCUGAGAGAGAGAGUUUGUAUCGUCUCCUCCCUCAGACGACUCCAGAGAACAUGCAGAAGAACAUCAGUUUGUUCUCUGUGGAUCCAACGACACGCUACGUCAACACACACCGCAUCACACCUGAUCAGGUGAGACAUUUGCUGGACACUGGAGAAGAGGUGGCGCUAAAAACAAACUGUGGUGACAUCAUCCGUCUGCCUUUGCCCAGGAUGCUCAGAGAGGAGUCCGCGCCUCAGACCAAUCAGCUGCUAAUGUGGUGUCAGGAGCAGACGCAUGGUUACCGUGGUGUAGCUGUGACUGACCUGACUACUUCUUGGAAGAGUGGCCUUGCUGUGUGUGCUGUCAUCCACCGAUGUCGACCCGAUCUCAUAGACUUUGACGCUCUCGAUGAGUCGUUGGCAGAAGAAAACACUCGUCUGGGUUUUGAUGUCGCAGAACAAGAAUUGGGGAUUCCUCCUCCGAUGACGGUGGAAGAAAUGUUGUCAGUCGGAGAACCGGACUCUCUCUCUAUGGUCGUGUACCUGAGUCAGUUCUACCAGCUGCUCAAAGAUUCACCGCCCCCUGCUGGAUGUUUGAGUCGGAGCUCAGAUGUGAGGUUAGCACUCGUCACUCCUGCCUCCCUCCUCAGUCGACUCGGAAACAGUCUGACCAGGAAAUCGAACCCAAAGGAGCUCAGAGAUGCUGCAGGUAAAAGGAGGAAGACCAGUGGACUGAGUCAAGAGCAGCAGGAGUCAUGUAACCCUAACGUGGGCGUCGACAGACAGGUGUGUGAUAACACGUCUUUGGGCGGGUCCACUGGAUCCAGAGUUCGUCUGAUGGCCAAUCAGCUCCAAGCAAAGCUGGACCAGACUUUGUCUUCUUCUGCUUCACGUCAACAGGGGGAGGUGUUGUCCAGUGUCCAUCCAGCCUCAGAGUCUGCGGACGCUGCUGCCCAGCCGACAUCAUGGAGACCGAGAAAACGAACUCUUCAACAGGAGCAGAUGAGUUUCCGCUUCAAAGAGAAGAUCAAGUGUCAGAGCGCCCUCAGCAGGGACGAGCAGUUUCCUGCCUGCUGCAGCAAUGUCUGUUUCUUCUGCCAGCAGAGAGUCUACGUGAUGGAGCGUCUGAGCGCUGAGGGCUUGUUUUUCCAUCGCAGCUGUUUCCAGUGUGAUUUCUGCAGCAGUUCGCUCAGACUGUCUGCGUACGCCUUCGACCAACACGCUGGGAAGUUUUUCUGUCUCCAUCACUCUGACUGUUGUCUGAGCACCACCACGGUGAGGAGGAGGCCGACGGCAUCCGACAGAUCAGCUUCACAGCGAACAUCUGUGGUGUCUCUGGGCUCAGGCCCCUCCCUCCCCUCCUCUGACUGUCAGGACUGGGCAGAGCGCCGCCGUUCGUCAGAAGUUUCUGUGAUGGUGGUGACACCUGAGAGAAUCAAGCUCGAAAACUGCAGACAAAGCUCAACCGAGGCGGGGUUGUGUGAGGAGGCGGAGCUACAUGAGAUCUCAGAGGAGACGUUGAACCAGUUCAACCUGAACCAAGAGCAAAAACAGGAAGUGAGUUCAGUGUCUGGGAGUGAGGAGGAAGAGGAGGAACGAGGAGGUCAUGUGACCUCAGUGGUCAGAGCUUCAUGGAGGGAAACUCUGCAUCAACUCCUCAGGAGAAACAAGGAUGAAGAGGAGGAUUAUGAUGAAGGCAGUGAGGUGGACAACAGGGAGGAGUUUUCUCAUCUCGUCCCUCAGAGUGUCUUAUCAGUGGCAGGAAGUGACAUCACAGGGUCUGCAACACCUGUGCAGCCUGACUCCACACGUUCAUCAUUGACUCUGCUCCCUGGUACAACGCCCUCCACCGCCUCUUUCAUCACCAUACCUGACUCCACCCACCAUGAGGGCAAAGACACUUUGGUCGCCAUGGAAACAGCCAGUCAGCAACGUGCUUCCCGACAGUGGUGUUCCUUCGAUGACAUCAGCCCUGAACUACCACUGAAGAAACUCCUCCCUCAAUACGAAACAUGGGUGUGGUCACAACAUGUAGGGGCGGGGUUUGAGGAAGAGGUAGAGACAGAGAGGGGGAGGAGGAGACAUCACCUCCCCCUCCCUUUGCAGGGCCUCCUUCAGCUGAAGGGGCUCAAGGAGGCUCCGUACCCUGGACAGGUGGAGGUGGAAGGUGGUGGAGCCAGAGCUCUGUGGAGGGCUGUGUUCUCCGGAAACAAGAAGGAGAAGAAGAGGUGCAGGACUUCACCUCCAUUAAAGACAAAGAAGGUUACAGCCAAUCAGAGGAGAGCUACAGAUGUGAGAGGAAGUCUGACAGAAGAGUCAAAUCUGGAAUCAUCAACGCUGUUGCAACGAUGUUCGCUAAAACCCAGCAACAAUCUGUGUCUAGGGCUGUUGGACCUCACAUCUGAAAUCCACAGAGUCACAAUAACGGAAGAGGAGGAGGAACAGGAGCCGUUAUAUGUUCCACAUGCUCUGGCUUUCAAACGAUCAUAUGCCAUCAAGAGACACUCUGGGAGGGACAGACUCCCCCUGCAGGACUCUGACGGACAGUCCUCUUGUCGCACUGAGGUUGUAGGGGUCAUAGUUGAGCCAAAGGAGCUGUCCAGUCUGAGCGUGAAGGAGGCCAUGUUCCACAGAGGGCCAGAGGAUGAAGACGAAGACCUGGACACGAAAAUCACCAGAGGCGUUCAGAGAGCCGCUCGACGGCAAGCGAAACAGGAACAACAGAAGAGACUUCACAAAGCUCAGAUGAUCCAGAGACAUCUUCAGCAGGUUGAACAGAAACAAAGAGAACUGGAGGAGAAAGGAGUGAUGGUGGAGAAAUCUCUGAGAGGAGAAGCUGGGCUGGGUCGUGUGGAGAACCCGGUUCUGAUGCAUCAGUGGUUCCAGCUCGUUCAGCAGAAGAAUUCUUUGCUUCGAUAUGAAUCUGAGCUCCUCAUAUUUGCUCGGGAGCUGGAGCUGGAGGAUCGUCAGAGUCGUUUGCAGCAGGAGCUCAGAGACAAAAUGGCUGUUGAUGACCAUCUGAAGGGGGCGCAGCAGCUGUUUGAGGAGCAUGUGAUGCUGGAGCAGAUGUUGGAGGUGGUGCAGCAGAGAGAUUGUCUAGUGUCCCUGCUGGAGAGGCAGAGAAUGCAGCUGCCACAGGAACAACAGGACCAGGACCAGGACCUGGAGCAGCUGAUCCUGACCUGAGACCUGGGACUCAGCUGAUUCUGGACCAAGAAAUUCUGCAUCUUCUAUAUUUAAGUCAAACCAGGAAUGACUUCCAGUUUAAUGGACAAUAUUUCCUUCAAGUAAGAGACAGUGAUGGGCAAACGAUUUUCCCCAGCAUAUGCAAACAUAUACAUGGCAGAUUGGGAGGAGACUGCCUUCCAGAAGUGCAACAAAAUCCCAACACAAUACUUGAGAUAUGUUGAUGAUAUCUGGGGAAUCUGGACCCACUCCAAAGAAGACUUCCGAACCUUUGUAAACACCCGUAACAACCACCACAACUUCGUCGAGGUGGAACCAGAAACAAGUGACACUAAGGUAAACUCUCUGGAUAGUACUGUCUACAAAGGAGUAUCCACACACAAAAGUGUACUUCAAACCAACAGAUACACAUGUUCUGUUGCACAAACAGAGCUUCCACCCAAAAUAUGUCUUUCCAGGAAUUUCAAUUACUGGGAUUUGAAAGGAUAUGUUCCAGCUGAUCUCCUUGAACUUAGUGUACUCUAAAUUUUCUACACAGGCCAACUUAAGAAUCAAAAUUAAUUUUCAAGAGACUGGGAGAGAAAUUCAAAGUAAUAUUGGCUUAUAGGAAAAAUCCUAACCUACCGGACAAGAAGAACAGAACAGUGGAUGAGAAGACUAGAUUCAAGAUUCCUGAAUUAACUGAAUGAGAAGGACAUCUCAUAACAGAUUGUCAUGAAAAUGUUGUCAUUUGUGUAUGUGAUAUUGAACGAGCAGAUGAGUGUGUGGAAGAUUGCCCAGAUCUAAAAUGGCAAAUUUAGGUUUACAAUCUAUUGCUCAUAGAUUUUAACUGUAUGUAUCUCUCUGUAUAUGGUUGGGAUCUCACAGCCGGGGUAGUCACUCCAGGGUUGUCCUCAGAAAUGGGAAGACAGGAUGUCUUCCACACUGAUAAGAUGACAUCAGGAGAGUAAUACAUUCGCAAUGGAAGGGGGCUGUGGAUAAUAAUGUGUACUGUGAGUCCAUCUGCAGAUGCUGAA